CGAUAUGCAAAUACCGUCAAAGAUCCCUUUAUUGAAAUCUAAGUAACGCUUUAUUAUAUGUUAGUUUGCAGAUUUUUUUUUUUAUACGAACAACGAUAAAUCUUUAAAGAUUAGGAGACAUAUGUUGAUACAUUUUCAUUUAGCAGGAGGGUGAUACCCACAAAUUCGGGCUGGCGAUCUAUUUCCCCACCGAAACUAUGAUGUCGCACUAUUUCUCCAUCAAACUAUUGCCUCGUUUCAUUUCCCCACCAAACGAAAGUUAAAUAUCUAUAUACCCACCAUAUCAAAGUUAAAUAUCUCUUUCCCCACCCGACCAAUUUCGAUGGUUAAAUGUCGAAACCCCAGUACCAAACCAUCAAACCUCCGUUAGUAAACCGAAGGAAAACCCAAAUAAUGCUAAACCGGACCUAUAUCUCGGUGAUAACCCGACACAAGGGUCAAAAAUCCCAAAUCAAAAAAAUCCCAAAUUGGUAAGAACCCUAGAAAAAACUGUAGAAUGUGAAUCUCAGAGUUCUUCUUCUUCUUUUCUUAUUGUCGAGUGCUUAUUGCUUUUUGUUCUUAAUCUCUUCUCAAUUUGUGUUAAUUUUCAGAUUUAAAGCCAUGAGUAACGUGUCUGGAGCUUCUAGUGGUUCGUCAAGUGGACGUUCUGGAGGCAGAGUGUUUGGUGUGCCGAGACUUUGUCAUUGUGGGGUUCAAAUAAUGGAAUUGGUUUCGAAAUCCAGCAACAAUCCGUACCGGCGUUACUAUCGUUGUGGAUAUGCUGUAUCUAAGAAGCUCUCGAAUGACAACCACACUUUCAAGUGGGUCGAUGAGGCUUAUUUAGAUGAGAUAGAGGCAUUAAAAAUGAAAAAUGCUUCACUUGCGGCAAAACUGGAGACAGUUACAAUGGAGAGGAAUGAGUUUGAGAGAAUAGUGUUUGAGAAUGUGCAAAUGAAGCUUGAGAAGGAGAUUUUCGAGAGAGUUGAAGAGGCUUUGGUUGAAUCAUCUUCUACGAUGAAGAAAAUGAUGGUUGUUGUAGUUGUUUUGUGUAUGGGCAUGGUUGGGUUUAGUAAGCUCUUUGGUUGAAAAGGUUUAUGUAGGAAUGACCUUUGUUUUAGUAAUCUUGUGCUUUGUGUGUUUGAUCAUUGUGGUUUGUGUACUUUGACAUGGUUUCAAUUUUAUUAAUGCAAUGACUUUGUCUA
Molecule: messenger RNA, 1181 nt
Organism: Brassica napus (rape)
Lineage: Eukaryota; Viridiplantae; Streptophyta; Magnoliopsida; Brassicales; Brassicaceae
Exons: 2
Coding region: 601-1065 (154 amino acids)
Molecular function (GO): zinc ion binding
Source: RefSeq, a predicted model, not a curated record